AUGAAAGGCAUGGCCAAAGACAUGUUCUACUUUGGAUACGACAACUACAUGAAAUAUGCCUUUCCUGAAGAUGAGCUCAAUCCCAUUGACUGUCAAGGGAGAGGUCCUGACGUGCUGGGGAAUGUGUCAGAGUUCCAUAGAGCUGUGAAGUUGGUGAUAGACACGGUAUCUUUCGAACUGCAAGUGUUUGAGGCUAACAUCAGGAUCCUGGGUAGUCUGAUCUCUGCUCACAUCCUCCUGACUGACCCCAAGCAUCCCUUCGGUGACGUGGGCAUGGACGAUUAUGACAAUGACCUACUACACCUGGCCCACGACCUGGCAGUCCGCUUGCUGCCAUCCUUCGAGAACACCAGCACAGGCAUCCCCCACCCCAGGGUGAACCUGAAGAGUGGUGUCUCUCCAGACAGCAUCGAUGAGACUUGCACAUCUGGGGCUGGCUCCCUGAUGGUGGAGUUUGGCAUUCUGAGCCGUCUGAUUGGAGACUCCACGUUUGAGUGGGUGGCAAGACGGGCUGUCCGAGCCCUGUGGAAACUGAGGAGCAACGAGACAGGCUUGCUAGGGAACGUGGUGAACAUUCAAACGGGACAGUGGGUUGGCAUGCAAAGUGGCCUGGGAGCAGGGAUGGACUCGUUCUACGAGUACCUGCUUAAGUCUUACGUCCUGUUUGGAGAGAGAGAGGACUAGCGGAUGUUCCAAGCUUCUUAUGAGAGCAUCCAGAACCACCUGAGAAUGGGGAGGGAGUCAUGUAAUGAGGGAGAAGGGGACCCUCCACUCUACGUCAAUGUGAACAUGUUCAACGGCCAGAUCAUGAACACCUGGAUCGACUCCCUGCAAGCCUUCUUCCCUGGCCUCCUGGUGUUGAAUAGUGGUGUUGAGGAGGCCAUUUGCAUGCAUGCCUUCUACUACGCCAUCUGGAAGCGCUUCGGGGCCCUACCUCUCCUACCGGAGAGGUACAACUGGCAGCUACAGGCGCCUGACGUGCUCUUCUACCCCCUGAGGCCAGAACUGGUGGAGUCCACCUAUCUCCUCUACCAGGCAACCAAACAUCCUUUGUAUUUGCACGUAGGACUGGACAUCCUUGAGAGUCUGGAAAAAAAUGCCAAAGUCUGGUGUGGGUAUGCCACUCUUCACCACAUGGUGGACAAGUCCAAAGAGGAUCGCAUGGAGAGCUUUUUUCUCAGCGAGACCUGCAAAUACCUUUACCUGCUGUUUGAUGAUGACAACCCCUUGCACAAAUCAGAGAACAAGUACAUCUUCACCACAGAGGGCCAUGUGGUACCUAUUGAUGCGCGCUUCCGGGAGAAGCAGUGGAAUGACCUGUUCCCCUGUGAGGAGAGAGUGGUGACAGACCAGGAGACCUCCAACGGGUCAUUUUCUAUCAACAAUAUCAAUGGUCUCUGAGGAGCGGAGGUACUCCCUGCCUUUGAAGAGUGUGUACAUGAGACAGAUCGAUCACAUGGUGGGACUGUUCUGAGGAGAGAUCACUGCUGUGUCUGUGUCCUCAGUUUGUAGACUCACUAACUCAGGCACAGCUUGUUGUGUGAAGAGGACAGAGGGGUCUUACCUCACCCUGCUCUACCGCUCUGCUGCUCAGGACCAAGGUGGACAAUACUCUCUAGGACCUUUUUAAAAAUACCAUUUCAAUUGUUUUAUAAUAUGCAUCAGUUUAUUUUGUAAAGGACAAUCUUUUCUUUUUUUUUCAGUUAAAGGUUUGCUGGAUUCCUGUUCCACAGCAUUUUAAAUGUGACUCUUUGAGUGUUGUUUGGUGUCAUUAUAACUGGGAUGUUUUGGUUGAGGAAUGAAUGAAGCAGUGAUGAGGGCUUUACUGUUCGAGCUUUGGUUUGGGUGUGUAGCUAGGUGUUCUGAACAUACCGCUGAUCUGUGAACUGUUAUUGGGUUGAGGGAACAGUGCCAUCCAGAUACCUGUUUAAUGUCCACAGCAUCAUUUUAAGUAGUGCCUCACUAGGAUUGUCAAUGCUGACGUGACCCCUUAUUAAUGCAGACGUGACACAUUAUUUAUACAGACUUGGUAUUAGUGCAGAGGUGACACCUUAUUAGUGCAGAGGUGACACCUUAUUAGUGCAGAGGUGACACCUUAUUAGUGCAGAGGUGACACCUUAUUAGUGCAGACGUGACACCUUAUUAGUGCAGACGUGACACCUUAUUAGUGCAGACGUGACACCUUAUUAGUGCAGACGUGACACCUGAUUAGUGCAGACGUGACACCUGAUUAGUGCAGACGUGACACCUGAUUAGUGCAGACGUGACACCUGAUUAGUGCAGACGUGACACCUGAUUAGUGCAGACGUGACACCUGAUUAGUGCAGACGUGACACCUGAUUAGUGCAGACGUGACACCUGAUUAAUGCAGACGUGACACAACAUAAAAGCCAAGAUGGUUGUGAUAAAGUGAAAAAAGUGAAUAACUUCCAUUCUGUGACCGGUAUAGAAGGUGGAAAUCAUUCCUCUUUAGUACAAUAUUUUUGACACUUCCUGUGGGUUUAAACAAAGCCAUAAAGUGUGUAAUGUUUAAGGUUGUGUAAGAGUAUCAUGUCUCUAUUGAACAAUUCUGAAUUUCUAUUCCAAGUAUUAAUAUUCAAGGAAGGGCUAUUCAUGCGGCUAUACACCGGUUGUGCUGCUUUGUAUGUUCAUGUUAAUUUAGCUGUAUAUCCAAAGAGUUAGUACACAGCAGUACAGUAUGUGUAUGUGGAUGACCUUGUGCAACCUUCCCUUGACUUAAUGGUGCUAACAGACUAUGUCAAGUACCAGUAUGUGGGGAGGAACAUAUUUUUUGUGAUUGACAUCUUGUUUUGCGUCUGUCUUGUGAGUUCUCUAUUUUUUGUCUUAGAUAAUCAAAUCAGGACUUAACUUUCUUCUCUCAGGUCAUCUUGAGUUUUAACUAAGUGGGCUUUUGACCUCUACAAUACUGUUCAGACAAUGCUGUAAGAAUGUUUUUCUCUUAAUGUCAGAAAAAUCUAUACAAAUAUUGUAUGUGAAAUAAAUGGCAAGUACAGAA
This is a messenger RNA of Oncorhynchus kisutch (coho salmon), 3016 nucleotides long. Its product is annotated as ER degradation-enhancing alpha-mannosidase-like protein 1. Gene Ontology annotation, biological process: carbohydrate metabolic process; mannose trimming involved in glycoprotein ERAD pathway; endoplasmic reticulum mannose trimming. Gene Ontology annotation, molecular function: mannosyl-oligosaccharide 1,2-alpha-mannosidase activity; calcium ion binding. The record is from RefSeq and is a predicted model, not a curated record. Gene Ontology annotation, cellular component: membrane. Lineage: Eukaryota; Metazoa; Chordata; Actinopteri; Salmoniformes; Salmonidae.